Molecule: messenger RNA, 2257 nt
Organism: Acanthopagrus latus (yellowfin seabream)
Lineage: Eukaryota; Metazoa; Chordata; Actinopteri; Spariformes; Sparidae
Gene: dnaja3a
Product: DnaJ heat shock protein family (Hsp40) member A3a
Exons: 11
Coding region: 114-1481 (455 amino acids)
Biological process (GO): mitochondrion organization; response to heat; protein folding
Cellular component (GO): mitochondrion
Molecular function (GO): ATP binding; protein kinase binding; heat shock protein binding
Source: RefSeq, a predicted model, not a curated record
UUUUUCUUAGGAGUGCAUCUUCUCGACUCGAGCAGAACAUCUUUGCGCUCUCAGUGACGCCCACUCCCUUGGGCGCAUGCGCAGUGUGUCCACAGCGGCGACUAAGUGCAGGAAUGAUGGCGUCCUCGGCUGUCCGCUGCUCCUCACGCUGGAUUACAGUCAUCGUGUCCUCUGGACACCGCCGGGCCGUCGGUGCAGUUGUCUGCGCUGGCCGUGGAGGGGUCCGCGGCGUUUCAACACUGUCAGCGGAAAAACUGUGGCGAGGGGGCAGCCUGUCGUGUGGCGGAGCCGGGAAAGCGUUGACAUUGAGAGGGCUGUCAGGUAUCAAAUCGCCAAAUGCUGUUUCCUCACUGUCCUUUCACACAAGUGCCCCUGCCAGCAGCAAGCAGGACUUCUAUCAGGUCCUUGGCAUACCUCGCACAGCGACCCAGAAAGAGAUCAAGAAAGCCUACUACCAGAUGGCCAAGAAGUAUCACCCUGACACCAACAAAGAAGAUCCACAAGCCAAGGAGAAAUUUGCUCAGCUGGCCGAAGCUUACGAGGUCUUAAGUGAUGAAGGUAAGAGGAAGCAGUACGAUACAUAUGGCUCAACAGGCUUUGACGCGGGUCAAGCCAGUGGAGGGCAGCAAUACUGGUCUGGACAGACGAGCAACGUGGACCCAGAGGAGCUGUUCCGCAAGAUCUUUGGGGAAUUCUCAGGAGGCCGCGGCUUUGGAGACUUCAAUGCCAUUUUUGAUCAGCCACAAGAGUACAUGAUGGAGCUCACUUUCACCCAGGCAGCAAAAGGAGUCAACAAAGAGAUCUCUGUUAACAUAGACGCAGCCUGUCAGCGCUGUGAUGGUAAGGGCCACGAGCCAGGCUCCAAGGUCCAGCACUGUCACUACUGCAAUGGCUCCGGCAUGGAGACCGUAAACACGGGACCGUUUGUGAUGCGCUCUACGUGUCGACAGUGUGGUGGCAAAGGCACAGUCAUCUCCAACCCCUGUCGCUCCUGCCGUGGGAGGGGGCAGACCAAGCAGAAGAAGAACGUGAUGGUUCCUGUUCCUGCAGGAGUGGAGGAUGGUCAGACAGUCAGAAUGCCUGUUGGUAAGAAGGAGAUCUUCAUCACAUUUAGGGUCCAAAAAAGUCCUGUGUUCAGGAGGGAUGGUGCAGACGUCCACUCUGACCUCUUUGUCUCUGUGGCACAAGCUGUGCUAGGCGGCACAGCCAGGACACAGGGCCUUUAUGAAACUCUCAACUUAUCAAUCCCUGCAGGCAUCCAGGCAGACCAGAGGAUUCGUCUGUCAGGAAAGGGAAUCGCUCGUAUCAGUGGCCACGGCUUCGGAGACCAUUAUGUGCAUGUCAAAAUAAAAGUACCCAAGACACUGACCGACAGACAAAGAGCUCUGCUAAUGAGCUAUGCUGAGGACGAGACAGACGUGGAAGGGACGGUGAACGGUGUCACUGCCACCACCACAGGUAAAAGGUCAUCCUGGAACUGAGGAGCUUCAUUAGCAGUAGAUCAGAGGACAGCGUAGAACAAGAAGCACCACAUCAUAAAGAGGCAGGUGGUCGAGGAAUAUUGGGUGUUGGAUGAGGCCCACAGAGGUUUAAGACGGAUCAGUACGGACCUACCAGCCCUGCAGAGGAUUACCUGCUCUGUUUUUCUGCCAAAGUGAAUCCACACACAAGAGGAUGUUUCAGUGCCCCAGUGUUGCCUCCUUGUCAAAUGUCCAUCAAGGCCUACAAAGACUUAUCAUUGAGCAUAGCAGUCGGUGCACGUCGAUUUUCCUGUUGAUAACCACAAAAACCUUGAACGAUAGAACAGAAUCUAUGUGCACAGAAAUAAAUUAUUGUCUUGAUCAAGACAGAGAGUUAAACAUUAACUGACCCUUCUGUUAUUAAUCUUUUUGUUCUCUAUGCCUCUGUAAUGUCUUCAUGAACGCUUGAAUCUUUCCCUAAAUUCUCAGCGUCGUCAGUGCUCACAGGGCAUCACCAGACUUACCCAUGUUUACCCUUAAAUUGUUGGGACAGUGAAGAUGUGUCUCUGCAGUGGUUAGUCUGUCUCUUUUCCUCUCAAACUUGAAGGUUUGGCUCUCCUCAGCUGUGAAUGCUUCUGACCGGACUCUGUCCCACGUUUAGCUCUUUGCAUUAAGAAUUCAGUUUGAGUUCUUCAUUACAUUUGUACAUAGACAACUGUGGAUCAUACAGCUGCAUCAAUGUGUCACAUAGGAGAUAUACUGUACAUCUAUAAUAAAGCUACGGUGUGGGAAAAGCU